CUCCGCAGACUCCCAGCCUCUAUCUCCAUAGCCACACGUCGAGCGCCAAAGUCUGUUUCUUCCGUUCGCCUGGAGCUAAAUACAGCUGAGCAGCCCCACGUCUCGUCCAUAAAAAAAGGAAGCCACAGCUCUGCAUGGUAGAAGCCACGUACCGCAAAACCCAGCCCAGAAACAACCACGUGAGCGAGAGAGAAACCACAGGUGGAGGCUUCCAUCCUCACCCAUGGGCCAUGCUGCCGCUCGGUGUCAAACGGGGCUGGGUGAUUCGCCGGAGGCCACUGAAGCUGUUCUUGGCAGAGGAUGGCGGCCGGGAACGCUCCUAUGCGAUAGCAACCGUGCCCCGCGACAACUGCAUGCGCGCGGCCGCACCAGCACAAUGGAUGUCACAAAGGACCAGUCGGAUGCGGGACCUCUCCGCGGCCGGGACUCUCGUGAUUGCGCGGGCUCUGAAACUGCGUGUGGUCACGAGGAUCUGAAGAAUCACCCUGGUAACUGGAAUCUCAAGUGCCAGGAGAAGAACAGGUGAUUCAGGAGGAGCCACGUAUCGAGGAGUAUGAUCUGAUCUAGGUGGCGUUUCUCAGUUGACAUUGGCGCCGACGAUCCUUAGUUCAUUUUAUAUUUAUUCUUUUAUUUUGUAAUAAGUCUUCCGCUAUGUAUUAAAUACUCUGAUUAUUGUGACAUUUAUCUCUAUGCACUCUGUUAUUGCA
Messenger RNA from Zea mays, 707 nucleotides. RefSeq lists its product as uncharacterized. The record is from RefSeq and is a predicted model, not a curated record. Bases 224 to 526 code for a protein of 100 amino acids. The transcript is spliced from 3 exons. Lineage: Eukaryota; Viridiplantae; Streptophyta; Magnoliopsida; Poales; Poaceae.